GAUCACCCUUCCAUUGCCAAGUUUCCUUGCCUCCUUGAAGAAACACAGGAAGGAGAAGCACGCACGCAUGGCGAAGGCGACCAUGCAGCUUGCGCUGCUGGCCGUGGUGCUGGUUGGCCUCGUGCUGGCGGGCCAGGACGCCGACGGGGCACGGAUCACGCCGAGCGCCGGCGUUAUCAGCUACUCCGGUCUCCCCCGCGGGAACCGCGUCAACUUCUCCGACGAGGCCGCCGCCAGACCUCCUGGAGAGGCCAAUCGUUACACGCGUGGCUGCAGCAAGAUCGCCGGUUGCCGCGGCUGAUGCGUGCGUCGUGUGCUUAACUGCCUGUGUUUCUCUUACAAUUAUAUAUGUGUGCAAUUCGUUGUAAACUUGGAGCAAUUUCACAUAAAAGCUAAUUACAGUUUCCUUUUUUGUGAUAAAAA
This is a messenger RNA of Lolium perenne, 423 nucleotides long. RefSeq lists its product as uncharacterized. The record is from RefSeq and is a predicted model, not a curated record. Lineage: Eukaryota; Viridiplantae; Streptophyta; Magnoliopsida; Poales; Poaceae.